Molecule: messenger RNA, 1554 nt
Organism: Xenia sp. Carnegie-2017
Lineage: Eukaryota; Metazoa; Cnidaria; Anthozoa; Malacalcyonacea; Xeniidae
Exons: 3
Coding region: 118-1089 (323 amino acids)
Source: RefSeq, a predicted model, not a curated record
GGGGACAACAUAAUUGCGGUCUGUCAACUUAACAGGCGUAUAUUUUGGUGGAAAAAUAAAUUCGAGGAAGGAGAAAAACGCACUCAUUUUCAAAGAAAAUUCAGAAACAGUUCAGUCAUGGCGGGGUCAGAGAUACCAUGGAUAGAGGGAGUGGCAAAUCGAGGUAAAGAACUUAUUUUCCCAGGAAGACACGUGCAACAGCACGAGUGGAAACCAGAAUGGAAUCGUGAAUUUCGUAAACACUAUGACUACAUCUCAGAUUACGAAUGCCCUUUUCCUUACUCAAAAGAAAGACACGAGCCAAUUCUCAGCCAGACAAAAAAAGAAAAUUUGUGGGCUGCUAAACAGCAAAGAGAUCCAAUCCUAAUCGACUCUCUGGUUCAUUGCACACCAUUUCUUAACGUGAAGGGAAUAAUUUCAGAUAAAGGCUUUAAAGGCAGCGAGAAGAAGAUCAAUAAUACGCAAAAAGCUUAUUUGUCUUGGUGGAGUCCAUAUUUCAGCGAAGAUGUCCGCGAAAAUCUUCAAAAUCAAAUGCAAACGUUUUUCUCGCAAUUAGCCGAUGAUAAAAUCAACAACAUAAAUAAGAUUACAGAGCAGUUUGGAAAAUCCGAUGCGUUUCGUAUUGAUCCUUAUCGCGGUCAAGGGCAUGAAUGUGACUAUUAUUUUAAAUACUCAAUCGACGAGCUGCUUAAAUCUUAUCAAGACCAUAUUGGCGAUGAGAAGAUGGAAUUUGGAAUAUUGGGAACUUUUGCAUACCCUGUCAAAGUAGAGUACAACGUUCUCGUUUGCAGUGAAAGCGCACGGAAAGAUGAAUUUGCUGAAUACCCGCUCGUACCGCAAGAGAACAACGUCGUGACAAGAGAUAAAGAAGGCAAAUUUUGGUGGUAUCCAAAGGCUACUGGAACCGUAAUCAAGCGUUUUCACCCCUACCAAACUGAUCCAAAGUACAGACGUUAUGAUCGUGUAUCUUUUGCAUUUCAUGUGCGAGAAGGAGAGAUAUUUGAAACAGAUUGUGUGAAAGAUAAAGGCAAGAAAAUACCACGUGCAUAUUUCACAAGAGCCUACUCACGACGCUUUAUUUACAGCUAAAUUUAGUACCAAAAAGCAUCCCAUUUUAGAUUGUGAUGAAGAUAUAUUACGGUAAUCGUUCAGUAAAUCGUAGGCCAAAGCCACAUAAAAUGGUUUUGGUGGACAUCGCAUGAUAUCCGUAAUUCGUUUAAUUCGAAAAGGUUCUAAAGUAAAGCCUAGAUACUUAAAAAUAGUACUGUAAACUAAAUUCUUACACAAUGAAAAAAUAACUACUUUCUUUCCUUAGUGAAAAGACAUCGUAGUCGCGACUACGAAUUUUUUACAAAACAUGGUACUCAGAUUGACGGCUACGUGUUGUUGUUGUCGCAACAAUGUUUUUGCGCCAAAAUGACGUAAUUCGUACCCGUAGUCGUACCCGUAGUCGUACUCGUAGUCCUUGCUAAAGCUGGCUACUAUGCAUUCAGCAGACUACUCAUCAGGUGUUAACGUCGGCUAAAUAAGAAUUAAAAAUCAUGCAACAGUUAA